Messenger RNA from Canariomyces notabilis, 699 nucleotides. Its product is annotated as lytic polysaccharide monooxygenase. The record is from RefSeq and is a predicted model, not a curated record. Bases 1 to 699 code for a protein of 232 amino acids. The transcript has 3 exons. NCBI's taxonomy places the organism in Eukaryota, Fungi, Ascomycota, Sordariomycetes, Sordariales, Chaetomiaceae.
AUGAAGCUCACGCCCUUUCUGCUCCUAGCAGCGACUGCUGAAGCACAUUACAGAUUCUCCAAGCUCAUCGUCAACGGCGUAGCCGAGGAGAAGGAAUGGACUUCAGUCCGCCAGACCAAGAACUAUCAAGGCAACUAUGGCGUGACGGACGUCAACAGCCCGGACAUUCGCUGCUUCCAGAUGAAGCCGGGAACUUCGACGGCCACGGUAGCUGCCGGCGACAGGCUUGGCUUUGUGGCCAUGUCAGCCGUGACGCACUUCGGCCCGGUUUCGUUCUACAUGGCGAGGGUGCCUGAGGGGCAAAAUAUCAAUACCUGGGACGGCGCCGGAAGCGUGUGGUUCAAGGUGGCCGAAAUCAGUGCGGUUCCCGGUCCCAACGGGGCUCUCACCUCUGGAGAGGCCACCUGGCCUGCGUAUAACAAGAAGCAGGUGGAAUUCACGGUGCCCAAGAGCGUGCCCAGCGGCAAGUACCUCGUCCGCGUCGAGAGCAUUGCCCUGCACCAAGCGCAGUCUGCUGGCGGCGCCCAGAUCUAUCUCUCGUGUGCGCAGGUUGAGAUCACCGGGGGCGGAAACGGCAAGCCCGGUCCAUUGGUCGCUUUCCCGGGAGCGUAUCGAUCGAAUGACCCGGGUCUGCUGUGGUCAUACUAUCCCGUGCGGACGAGCUACAAGGCUCCUGGCCCAGAUGUGUGGCAGGGCUAA